Geodia barretti is the source of this 756-nucleotide messenger RNA. Lineage: Eukaryota; Metazoa; Porifera; Demospongiae; Tetractinellida; Geodiidae. The record is from the annotation of a GenBank genome assembly.
AUGGCAACCAAUAGGCUGGCGGAACAGGUAGCCCUGGUUACCGGCGCAUCCCGGGGCAUCGGCGCGGUUAUUGCCCAACGACUUGCGAAGGAAGGGGCCAAGGUGGCGAUCAACUACCAGGCGUCGAAGGAAGCGGCUCUCCAGGUGGUUCGUGGAAUCGUCGAUGCCGGCGGCGAGGCGGUGGUUCUUCCCGGGGACGUUUCCAAGGAAAAGGAUGCCGAGACCCUGGUGAAGAGUGUCAUAGAACAGUGGGGCCGCAUCGACAUCCUGGUGAACAACGCGGGGAUAACCCGCGACCGUCUGUUGCUGCGCAUGACGGUGGAAGACUGGGAUCGGGUACUGGAAGUCAACCUGCGGGGGGCUUUCCUUUGCACCAAGUACGUGAUGCCUCACUUGAUUCGCCGUCGCCAGGGGCGUGUGGUCAACAUUUCUUCAGUAGUGGGCAUCGGUGGCAACCCGGGCCAGGCCAAUUACGCCGCAUCCAAGGCCGGGCUCAUCGGGUUUACCAAGUCCGUGGCUAGAGAGGUAGCCUCACGCAACAUUACGGUCAACGCCUUGGCCCCAGGCUUCAUAGACACCGGCGGCAUGGUGGACCAGAUGACCGAAGAGGCAAAGAAAACGGUGUUGGGCCGAAUCCCGAUGGAACGGUUCGGCAACGCCGACGACGUAGCCGAGGCGGUGUCCUUCCUUUGCGGAAAAGGGGCGGGGUACAUUACGGGACAAGUUAUUACCAUCGACGGCGGAAUGGUGGGGUAA